GCACCGCCGUGGCGUCGACUAAUCAGAGCGCAGCAAUACGGGACGACUUCCAGUUGGUGCGUGUUGGCUUCACAGCAAAAGGAUUUUUCUUGCUAGCUGAGGAGUGAACGUGGCCUCCGAGCACCUGCCAGCAACUACUCAUGCAGCGCUGCCUCACCCUGACCUUCGCCCGGCACAGCAGGCUCCUUUUAAGACAUAAGUUUGCAACUGUCCACUGCCAGCAGACAGCAGCUAUGUCAAGCCUUCUCAUCAACCAGCCCAAAUACUCCUGGCUGAAAGAGCUUGGUCUUUCAGAGGACAACCAUGGUGUUUACAAUGGUAGCUGGGUUGGUAGCGGGGAGGUUGUCACAUCCUACUGCCCUGCUAACAAUGAGCCAAUUGCCAGAGUAACCCAGGCUACUCUUGCCGAAUAUGAAGAGACUGUUCAGAAGACAAAGGAAGCUUGGAAAGUCUGGGCAGAUAUUCCUGCUCCAAAAAGAGGGGAGAUUGUCAGGCAGAUUGGUGAUGCCCUUAGAAAGAAAAUCAAGGUCCUUGGAAGUCUGGUGUCUCUAGAAAUGGGCAAAAUCUAUGUUGAGGGAGUGGGUGAGGUUCAGGAAUAUGUUGAUAUCUGUGAUUAUGCUGUAGGUCUGUCUAGGAUGAUCGGUGGGCCCAUCCUCCCCUCAGAACGACCAGGUCAUGCUCUCAUUGAACAGUGGAACCCAGUUGGUCUUGUUGGCGUCAUCACAGCCUUUAAUUUCCCCGUGGCUGUUUAUGGAUGGAACAACGCCCUUGCGCUCACCUGUGGCAAUGUGUGCCUCUGGAAAGGUGCUCCGACUACACCUCUUACAAGUGUCGCAGUCACUAAGAUUGUAGCUGAGGUGCUGGAAGCAAACAACCUACCAGGUGCCAUCUGCUCCAUGACCUGUGGAGGAGCAGAUAUUGGUACAGCCAUGGCGAAGGACGAACGCGUGGAUUUGCUGUCUUUCACUGGUAGUACCCAUGUUGGCAAGAUGGUGGGCAUGAUGGUGCAGGAGCGGUUUGGGCGCAAACUACUGGAGCUCGGCGGAAACAAUGCUAUUAUUGUGUUUGAGGAUGCAGAUCUAAACCUUGUGGUGCCCUCUGCUGUCUUUGCGUCAGUGGGUACAGCUGGGCAGCGCUGUACCACCACCAGGAGGCUGAUUCUACAUGAGAGCGUUCAUGACACAGUGGUGGAAAGGGUCGCCAAGGCCUACAAACAAGUCCGCAUUGGAGAUCCCUGGGAUCCCAGCACCCUCUAUGGGCCCCUCCACACCAAACAAGCUGUUGAGCAGUACCAGUCGGCCAUUGAGCAAGCCAAACAACAAGGUGGUACAGUGGUGUGUGGUGGAAAGAAGAUGGACCGACCUGGAAACUACGUGGAGCCCACUAUCAUUACUGGGCUGGCUCAUGACGCACCCAUUGUCCACACAGAGACAUUCGUCCCCAUCCUGUAUGUCCUCAAGUUCAAGACUGAAGAGGAAGCAUUCGCCUUGAAUAAUGAGGUGAAGCAGGGUCUUUCCAGCAGCAUCUUCACCAAAGACAUGGGCCGGGUUUUCCGUUGGCUCGGACCCAAAGGAUCCGACUGCGGCAUUGUAAAUGUCAACAUUCCCACAAGUGGAGCUGAAAUUGGAGGAGCCUUCGGUGGAGAAAAACACACAGGAGGUGGAAGAGAGUCCGGCAGUGACUCAUGGAAGCAGUACAUGAGGCGUUCAACGUGCACAAUCAACUACAGCAAGGAUCUUCCUCUGGCUCAGGGAAUCAAGUUUGAGUGAAGCGUAGAGUGAAGUGUGCUUAAGAAUAAUUGUUACUUAGAACAACACUAAAUGGUAGCAGGUCAAGGUCAAAUUUGUUAAAAAUGUUAAAGAGUGUUAAAAACGGAUUGAAAGUCCAUUACUGUUCCCCUCUAAUACUGUUGGCACUUUUCCUCAUGUGGCUUUAAAUGUUUAAAAUUAAAGUUUGUUAAAACUAAUAAAUACAUUUUUAUUUUGUCAAAAAUAAAUAAAAAUGACAAAAACAAAACGGUGUUGGAAUAAUCCAUCUGUCAUGUGAGUUUUUAUGAUGCAAAGUCACAAGUUUUGAAUAAAUCAUUUUAAUAAAGAAAACAGUGACAGUUUAACUGUUUAAGAUCUGUAUAAUCUCAAGUCUGAAAUCAUAAAAAAUAACAACUGUAUGUUUAUGAGUGCGGCUGAUUUUGUGCAUCUACAAAAAUGAUUAACAUCUUUUCUGUCUGCUUUGCAUCUUAAGUGCCUUUGAGAUAUUUGACUUGCUUGUAAAAAAGAACAAACAAUAAAGGCAUCCUGGAGACAAAGA
This is a messenger RNA of Cynoglossus semilaevis (tongue sole), 2307 nucleotides long. RefSeq names its product aldehyde dehydrogenase 7 family, member A1 (gene aldh7a1). Gene Ontology annotation, molecular function: aldehyde dehydrogenase (NAD+) activity. The coding region runs from base 141 to 1769 and encodes 542 amino acids. The transcript is spliced from 2 exons. Lineage: Eukaryota; Metazoa; Chordata; Actinopteri; Pleuronectiformes; Cynoglossidae. The record is from RefSeq and is a predicted model, not a curated record.